AUGGAGAUAUCUGGAGGCAUCGAAAGGGCCCUGCGGCCGCUGAGGUGGCUCUGGAGCUGGGUGGAGGCUGCGCUGGGCGCGCCCGUGGCGCUGUGGGCCCUGGCCAGGCGGCGUGCGCGACUCCUGUAUUGGGGCAGCAAGAUCCCCGGCCCUUUCGCGCUGCCUAUCAUCGGGAACGCCCUCGACAUGUUCUCUCAAGACUUCACAGGCGACAAAUGGCGAUCGCGGCGCAAGGCGCUGACGCCAGCGUUCCACUUCCGCAUCCUGGAGCAGUUCGCGCCCGUCUUCCUCAGCUGCGGGGACGAGUUCGUGCGGCAGCUGCGGAAGCGCGCGGGCGGCGACACCUUCGACGUAGUGCCGCUCGUCACGCUCCUCACACUCGACGUCAUCUGCGGUGAGACCCUCUUGCACCCCACCUCUCUUCUUGCCCCCUCCUCGCGGAGCCACCUUCGACUCUCCACUCGUCAAGCUCCUCACAAUCUACGUCAUCUGUGGAUCACAUCGAUUACCGCGAUGCGCGCCAUUCGUCCGUGGCUGCAUCUAGACUUUAUAUUUUAUAUGACAACACCUGGUCGCAGAUACAAGAAAUGUUUACAAGUACUGCAUGGAACAACUGAGAGAGUAAUUAGGGAGAGAAGAGAAGGACUACUGGAGAUGGGCAAGGACUCUGCAAUGAACUCUACAAUUGACGUCGACGACAUUGUGUCACGUGAUCCUCUUUUUGGAGGGGAUGCUUCGUGGCGGCAAAGAAGGAUGCUCAGUGCAUUCAAGUUCUUAGCUUCGCACGUGCUGGCGUUUGUGCGCAUGCGCAGGAUCGCGGCGGCGCCUGGCGUUCAUGGAACAGCUGUUGUUCGCGAAUUUGACGUAGUAGCGCAUGCGCAGGCGGUGGCGGCAACUCAAGGCAUUCCUGGACCUGCUGCUGUUGGAAAAUCUGACGUAUUCGGUGCGCAUGCGCAGGCGGCGGUGGCGCGUGGCGUUCCUGGACCUGCUGUUCCUGGCGUAUAUGACUGUGUAUCUGAUUGGCAGCGGCGGCGCGUGGCGUUCCUGGACCUGCUGCUGCUGGCGGCGCGCGACGGCAGCCUCUCGGACGCAGACAUUCGCGAGGAGGUGGACACCUUCAUGUUCGAGGGUCAAGACACAACAGAGGCUGCUCUCUCCUUCGCCAUCUAUCUGUUGGCGAGUCAUCCAGAUGUUCAAGAAAAAGUUCUGGAAGAGCUAAAAAGCGUGUUCGACUGGUCGCAACCUCUACAGCCGACAAUUCAACAGCUUGGAGAACUGAAGUACUUGGAAAUGGUGAUUAAGGAGGUUCUUCGACUGUAUCCGUCUGUGCCUGCGAUUUUCCGUGACAUAACGGAAGAUGAUAAACUACCGUCCACGGGUCACGUGAUCCCGGACGGCACCGUGAUGAUCGUCAGCCCCUGGGCGGUGCACCGCAACCCGGAAGUGUACCCGGACCCGGAGAAGUUCGACCCGGAGCGCUUCAGCGCGGGCGAGACGGCGCGACGCCACCCCUACGCCUUCCUGCCCUUCAGCGCCGGCCCGCGCAACUGCAUCGGUGAGGCACACGCGCAGUUUGUAGUCUUGCAACGAAACGGUAUUCUAAAAUCACUUAACUCUUCUAACGACUCGUGGUUACCUCUCACGUUCACAUCCCUACGCCUUCCUGCCCUUCAGCGCCGGCCCGCGCAACUGCAUCGCAGGGAGCACAACCAGAGUCAGCGAUUCGCCAUGCUGGAAAUGAAGAGCGUGCUUGCCAAGGUAAUCUGGAACUUCGAGAUGUUUGUGGAACCAGGAUUUACAGUUCUUCCAGGUUGGAAACUCAUCCUGAAACCUGUAAAUGGAGUACGAAUACGACUUGAUGAUAGACGCAAAAACUAUGAUAAUACAGUUUUUUAAAUUCUGUAGUUUCUUAUAUUAUUUAAUAAAUACCAUGUGUUUUUCUACACAAUAUUACUGGGUCAAUAAAAUAUGUUCGUGAUAGUCUUUUCUUGAUUUAGAUGCUCGCUUAAAAAACACAUUGAAAAUCCUUUGUUUUCAUUUAGUUCCCUUUAGAAUUAUUUUUUACUAAUUUUAAUGUUUAAACGUUUAGUAAAAUACUACCUCAAGUGGUUAAGAUAUAAAAGAUCAGAGGAAAAUGGUCAUUCCGUUGCAAUGUAUAAUGGAAAUGGAUGCCAAUGCAGUCCAGCCUUACUUGUUGGACUUGUAUCAAUACAUCAUCUCAAUUGCAUUAUUCAAUAAAUAUAUUUGAAUUAAAAUUAA
This is a messenger RNA of Gryllus bimaculatus (two-spotted cricket), 2259 nucleotides long. The record is from the annotation of a GenBank genome assembly. Lineage: Eukaryota; Metazoa; Arthropoda; Insecta; Orthoptera; Gryllidae.